AUGGCCUCCGAGAAGAAGAAAGUUGCCAUGAUAUUGGGGGCCUCUGGUAUUUUUGGCUGGGCUUUGAUGUGCGAGUGUCUUAGCUAUCCAUCGACAGCCACCUUUAGUCGAGUCAUCAGCUUAAGCAAGAGGCCAAUGAGCAGGAAAAGAGCGCGGUUACAGGACGACCCAAGACUUGAAAUACACACUGGACUCGACCUUACCGAUGCCGACUUGCCGCUUCAGAGACUUGACGCUAUCCCAGACGUCGAUGCGUACACGAGCUAUGAAAGUGAUCCAGAAGACCAAGUCAAAACUAACGCUACGAUCGUCAACAAUGCCCUGACAGCUGUUAAGGAUCUGUGCCCGAACCUCAAGUUUGUUUCUCUACAGACAGGCGGGAAGGGCUAUGGAACAGUAGGAUACGGCUGGCCACCUGCACCGUGGAAGGAGGACCUGGCCCGUUUGCCAGAGCCGUACGCGUCUAAGAUUUUCUACUUACCCCAAUGCGAUGUGGUGGCUAGACACGCUACGGACAGUUUGUGGAAAUGGACUGACGUCAGGCCGUCCUUGCUGUUGAGUAUCUCGACAAUACCUGGGUUCGUCCCCCAAUUUAGUGCCAUGAACGUGGCGCAGAGCUUGGGGCCUUAUCUGUCGUUCUAUCGCUCCAUGUAUAGUUACGGGGCAGCUUGUCCCUUUCCAGGAACCCAAGAGUCCUGGAGGGCACUACACACCGAUUCUUUCCAAGACCUGGUUGCCCGUUUCCACAUUUAUGCCUCCUUGUAUCCGGAUAAGACCCACGAGCGGCCGUUCAAUGUUGGAGACGGCGAUUCUGUCUCGUGGGAGAUGAAGUGGCGAUUGGUCUGCCAAUACUUUGGCCUCGACGGACCAGACUGGGUUUUCGCCAACGGCCUUGAACGGGGAGCCCUUGAGAAUGUUAAUUGGGAUAUACUGGCUGCCACUUUGGCCUCGCCGAUGCGUAUCGACUAUGACCUGAGGGUAUCUCGAGACAUUGGGUUCAGUGAGACAAUGGAGCCUGGGAGGGGGUAUAUCUUAGCGUUUGACUGGCUUAUAGAAGCCAACUUCCUCCCUCGUUAUUAA
Molecule: messenger RNA, 1080 nt
Organism: Colletotrichum acutatum
Lineage: Eukaryota; Fungi; Ascomycota; Sordariomycetes; Glomerellales; Glomerellaceae
Exons: 6
Coding region: 1-1080 (359 amino acids)
Source: RefSeq, a predicted model, not a curated record